AUGGGUCGUUUCAACAAAGCCGAGAUAGUAGACCAAUUAGAAACUGGAUUAAAGGGCGCUAAGUUCAGAAUUCUCAAUGAGAUCCUAUACCGUAAGAAAGAGAAAGAACUCAACCCAGAACUCUUUAAAAAGUACCAUGAAGGGUUCAAACACCAAGUAGAAAAGUGGCCUUUCAAUCCUCUUGCCACCGUCAUCCGCCAACUGACUAAAGCUGAUGCCAAACUAGUAAUUGCCGAUUUAGGAUGUGGAGAGGGUGAAAUUGCCCGUAAGUUUAGAACCAGAAAGGUUUAUUCCUUUGAUUUGAUUAAGCCCGAAGGCAAGAACAGUAUUAUUGAAGCUGAUAUUCGAGCUUUACCACUAGAAGACAACUCAGUAGAUAUUGCCGUCUUAUGUUUAGCACUUAUGGGUGAGGAUGCAGCUCCAUACAUUGCCGAAGCCUGGCGUAUUCUUAAACCCAACGGAGUAUUGAAAAUAGCCGAAAUUCGCAGUCGACUAUCUAAAAUAGAUCAUUUUGUUAAGCCAGUUAUAUCCCAUGGGUUUACACUUCUCAAAAAGGAUCUAGAAAGUAACUUCUUCUGUUUCUUUGAUUUCAAAAAGGCCGGUAAAAGAUCGCAGACUCUUCCUCCCAUUCCCAUGAAGCCAUGUGUCUACAAAAAGAGAUAA
This is a messenger RNA of Nematocida homosporus, 663 nucleotides long. RefSeq names its product ribosomal RNA-processing protein 8. Gene Ontology annotation, cellular component: nucleolus. The transcript has a single exon. The record is from RefSeq and is a predicted model, not a curated record. The coding region runs from base 1 to 663 and encodes 220 amino acids. Gene Ontology annotation, molecular function: methyltransferase activity. Lineage: Eukaryota; Fungi; Microsporidia.